This is a messenger RNA of Humulus lupulus (European hop), 3267 nucleotides long. RefSeq lists its product as uncharacterized. The coding region runs from base 1 to 3267 and encodes 1088 amino acids. The transcript has 8 exons. The record is from RefSeq and is a predicted model, not a curated record. Lineage: Eukaryota; Viridiplantae; Streptophyta; Magnoliopsida; Rosales; Cannabaceae.
AUGUUGAACAAAAAUUGGGUGAAACUAAACAGAGCUACAAAAGAGUACACGGAUGCGGCAUGGAACCUUGUGAAAAUGGUAGAAAGAAAUUAUGGUUUUCCAAAUAAAAUUAUAUGUCCUUGUAAGAAGUGUCGAAACUUAAAUCAUCAUUGUGUUGAUGAUGUUUUUGAGCACUUAGUUAUAACCGGAAUGGAUCCAACUUAUCGUAUUUGGGUUCACCAUGGAGAGCAACCCAUUGAUACUCAAGUUGACGAAGUUUCGAAUGAUAUGGAUGCAUUUGAUUUAUACACGACUGCUGCCAUGGAUGAUGUGGACAAUAAUAUAGGUUGUGGAGGUGGUGAAGAUGAUGAAUUUGUUAACGAAGAUCUUCAAAAGAAGUUGGAGGAUGCGGAAACUCCUUUAUAUGAAGGGUGUGAGAAAUACACAAAACUUUCAUCAAUUGUAGGUUUAUAUAGGUUGAAGAAUCUGAAUGGUUGGACAGACAAAAGUUUUACUAGACUAUUAGAACUCCUUUGUGAUAUGUUUCCCAAAAACAAUGUACUUCCUGAUUCCAUGUACUCAGUUAGGAAAUUUUUGAGAAAUUUCGAUUUGAAAUAUGAAAAGAUUGAUGCUUGUAUUAAUGAUUGUUGCUUAUUUAGAAAGGAGAAGGCUAAAAUGGAUGUUUGUCCAAAGUGUAGUGUUUCUAGAUGGAAAGUUGAUAAACACACAAAGAAUGUUAAAGUUGGUGAGGCUGCCAAAGUUUUGAGGUAUUUUCCGAUAAUACCCCGAGUGAAAAGAUUGUUUAGAUCAAAAGAAAUGGCUGAAAACUUAAGGUGGCAUUUCACUCAUAAAAGUAUUGAUGGGAAGAUGCGACAUCCAGUGGAUACACCUGCUUGGGAUUCCAUUAAUGAAAGAUGGCCAGAGUUUAAUCUUGAACCACGCAACCUUAGGCUCGGACUAGCUGCUGAUGGAAUUAACCCCUAUAAAAGUCGUAAACAACCUGGAAAUGAUAUUGAUAUUUAUUUGGAGCCUCUUAUUGAAGACUUAAACAAAUUGUGGAAUAAUGGAGUGCAUACUUAUGAUGCAUUCGACAAAAGCUUCUUCAAUUUGAAGGCAAUGUUGUUGUGGACAAUAAACGAUUUUCCUGCAUAUGGAAAUCUUGCUGGGUGUACAACCAAAGGCAAGACAGCUUGCCCGAUUUGUGGUAAUGAUACAUGUGCAACUAGGCUGAAACAUAGUAAAAAAAUUUCAUACCAAAAUACUAGGAGAUUUCUCCCGUUUGAUCAUCCAUAUCGGUCUAAGAAAGCAUGGUUCAAUGGAGCUACAGAAGAAAGAGGCCCCCCUAAAGUUUUGAGUGGUAGUGAAAUUGUUGAAGAACUAAAUCAAAUUACCAACGAUAUUGGAAAAAAUAUGAAUCCCAAAAAAAGGAGUCGGGAUAAUAAGGUGGAAGGAAUGUGGAAGAAGAAAUCUAUAUUUUUCAAUCUACCAUAUUGGGAGGUUUUGUUAGUUCGUCAUAAUUUGGAUGUUAUGCAUAUAGAAAAAAAUGUGUGUGAUAGUAUUAUUAGCACAUUGUUGGGCUUGAAUGGAAAAUCCAAAGAUCAUCUUAAUGCUCGAUUGGAUUUAAAGGAUUUGGGUAUCAAGAAGGCCUUGCAUCCGGUGGAGAAAGAUGGGAUUAUACGACUUCCAGCAACAUCUUACACACUUUCUAGAUCAGAGAAGACAAUGUUUUGCCAAAGGUUAUUUGAUUUAAAGUUACCUGAUGGUUAUAGCUCAAACAUUAGUAACUGUGUAGUAGUUGAGGAACGUAAGUUGAUGGGGCUUAAGUCUCAUGAUUUCCAUGUCUUAAUGCAACAAUUGCUGGUAGUGGCCAUUCGAGGAUUGAUGGAGGAUGGUCCAAGAGAGGCAAUUAUAAGACUUAGCAAAUUUUUUAAUGGAUUAUGCCAACAUGUGGUUGACGUAAAAGAAAUCAUAGAAUUGGAAGCAGAAGUAGUUGAAACAAUUUGUAUGUUUGAAAGAUAUUUUCCUCCUUCAUUCUUCGAUUCUAUGGUACAUUUAGUUGUUCACCUUGGACGAGAAGUGUUAUUAUGUGGUCCUGUUCAAUUUCGAUGGAUGUAUCACUUUGAAAGAUAUAUGAAGUUACUUAAAGGGUAUGUGAUGCAACCUACACAUCCCGAAGCAUCUAUUGCUGAACGUUACCUUGCUGAUGAGUCAAUGCGCUUUUGUGCAUCAUUUUUGAAACAAUCUAAUGACGAAGGUUCCUUCAUUGGACGUAACGAAUAUAAUGAUAGUGAUGUGAUACUUGAAGGUCGUCCACUUCAUCGUGGUGUAACUGUUACACUAAAUGAUAAGGAUCUAGCUAGUGCACAUCGCUAUGUAUUAUUCAAUUUAGCUGUCACAGAGCAAUAUUUAGAGAUGCAUCUACAAGAACUAAAAAAGAAUAACAAUACUUUAAGAACCAAUCACACUCUACUUUGGAAACAACAUACUGAGCUUUUUCCCUUGUGGUUAGAAGAAAAGUUUUCUACUGCAGAAUUUGAUGCUAUGUUAUCAAGAUUAGCACAUGGUCCUCGUAAAGCAGUCAUAUCCUAUAAGGGAUAUGUUAUUAAUGGGCAGCGAUUUCAUACUAAGGAUGCAGAGAGAACGACACAAAAUAGUGGUGUUUAUAUGGAAGCAACAACAAUGUGUAGAUCUAGUGCUAAAGAUGAUGCACAAUUGGCUGAUGUUGUAGGAUAUUAUGGGUUAAUUAAUCAGAUUAUACUCUUGGACUAUUACAGUUUUCAUAUCCCUUUAUUUAGGUGCAAUUGGGCACAUGUUGGCAAGGGUGUAAAGAAGGUUGAUUGGUAUACUCUUGUAAAUCUACACCAAGGACAAAAAGAGUUUAUUAGAGAACCAUUCAUACUUGCUUCACAAGCUAAACAGAUAUUUUACGCAAGGGAGAAUGAAAAUUCAAAUUGGUACAAUAUGGAGACUAGAAAAAAGAAGCAGGAUGGAAGUGUAGUCAAUGAAAAGGAUGGAGGUUUAGUCAAUGAAAAGGAGGUUGGAUCACCUUCAACUCAAGUUCACUUGCAACCUGGUGCUUUGAAAGCAAUUGUGGCAGAAAAGAGGAGGCAAUUAGCAGCUAAGUUUGGAAAGUUGGCAGAGAAGAAGAAAUCGAAGCUUCGUUUUGCAUCCUCUACUAAAGUUGUAAUGGAUUCACCACCUGCAUCUAAAAGAUCUUAUGAAGCAGCGUUUGGUAUAAAUCCAACAAAUGAGGAUGACAACGAAGAUGAAAACAUGUCCCCAGAAUGA